Messenger RNA from Aureococcus anophagefferens, 831 nucleotides. RefSeq lists its product as hypothetical. Lineage: Eukaryota; Pelagophyceae; Pelagomonadales; Pelagomonadaceae. The transcript is spliced from 2 exons. Gene Ontology annotation, cellular component: membrane. The record is from RefSeq and is a predicted model, not a curated record. Gene Ontology annotation, biological process: protein N-linked glycosylation; dolichol-linked oligosaccharide biosynthetic process. Gene Ontology annotation, molecular function: UDP-N-acetylglucosamine-dolichyl-phosphate N-acetylglucosaminephosphotransferase activity. The annotation marks the transcript as partial.
GUGCCCGAGUCGCUGGGCCUCGUGAGCGGCGUCUGCUUCGUCCUCGCCCUCGUCGUCACGCAGAGCUUCCAGAAGGAGCAGUCGCCGGAGUACUCCGCCGCGAUGCUCAGCGUCGUCUUCGCGGUGCUUCUGGGCUUCGCGGACGACGUGCUGGACCUCGAGUGGAAGUACAAGUACGUCCUGCCGCCGCUCAUGUCGCUGCCGCUGCUGAGCGCCUACGGCGGCGGCACGACGGUCGCGCCGCCGCGGGUGCUGCGGGAGCUGCUCGUGCGCGGCGCGGACCUGAGCGCCGCGGGCGCGUUUCUCGACGCGGCGCUCUCGGCGCUCGGCGGCGGCGUCGACGCCGCGGGGCGGGGGCUCGUGGACCUCGGGCUGGCCUACAAGGUCUACAUGGUGCUGCUCGCCGUCUUCUGCACGAACGCGAUCAACAUCUACGCGGGCGUCAACGGGCUCGAGGCGGGCCAGACGUACGCGACGGGCGUCGCGAUCUUGAUCAUGAGCGCCGUCGAGCUCGGGCGCGCCAACGCCAUGGCGCGGCACCAUCUGUUCUCCGUGACGCUCAUGCUGCCGUUCUGCGCGACGACCCUGGCGCUGCUGAAGUCGAACUGGUUCCCCGCGGAGGUCUUCGUCGGCGACACGUUCACGAAUUACGCGGGCAUGACGCUGGCCGUCGUCGCCAUCCUGGGGCACUUUCCCGUCAUGCUCAUGGCGUUGAUGGUGCCGCAGCUGCUCAACUUUCUGAUCAGCGUGCCGCAGCUCUUCAAGCUCCGGCCGUGCCCGAGGCACCGGCUCCCGACGUUCGACGAGGCGACGGGCUACCUGCGCUUCUCG